UCGUUGUUUCCGCACGGACCUAUUUUCGGAAGGACACCGCCAACAUGGACGCCGACUGCACACGAGCUCUGGAGUUUUUGACAGCAGUGGAAGAGGCGGCUGAGGAUGUUCUCAGCACCAAACAACAGAUUGUGGACCUGGAUGUGAAGAGGAACAGGAACAGAGAGGCUCUCCAUGCGUUGAAACAUGAGAUGUGUGAUAAAG
Messenger RNA from Austrofundulus limnaeus, 204 nucleotides. RefSeq names its product p53 and DNA-damage regulated 1 (gene pdrg1). Gene Ontology annotation, cellular component: prefoldin complex. The record is from RefSeq and is a predicted model, not a curated record. NCBI's taxonomy places the organism in Eukaryota, Metazoa, Chordata, Actinopteri, Cyprinodontiformes, Rivulidae. Gene Ontology annotation, biological process: protein folding.